Molecule: messenger RNA, 2604 nt
Organism: Solanum dulcamara
Lineage: Eukaryota; Viridiplantae; Streptophyta; Magnoliopsida; Solanales; Solanaceae
Product: probable protein phosphatase 2C 4
Exons: 4
Coding region: 195-2333 (712 amino acids)
Biological process (GO): protein dephosphorylation
Molecular function (GO): protein serine/threonine phosphatase activity
Source: RefSeq, a predicted model, not a curated record
ACCCCACCCAAAAGUCAACUCCAUCUCUCUCUCUCUCUACUUCACCUCCUCCUCCUCCUCCUCCUCCUCUUCUUCUUAUUCUCAUUUCUCCCAUUUUCCUCUCCACUAUGCAAUGAAUCUUUAACCUUUUUGAAGGUUUCUAAAGUAAAAGCCUUUAAAUUAUUUCGAUUUUCUGAGUUUUUUGUUUUGUUUCCAUGGGAAACGGCGUAGGAAAGCUCAGUGUUUGUUUCAGCAGCGGCGGCUCUGUGGAGGGUCGUCGCAGGAAAGAUUUCCCUCUCAUGAUUUCCGACCCGCUUGAAGAUUUGGGUCAUUCUUUUUGUUAUGUUCGACCCGAUCAGGCCCGGAUUUCAUCCUCCAAGGUUCACUCAGAGGAGACCACCACUUUCCGGUCAAUCUCCGGUGCCUCUGUUAGCGCCAACACUUCUACGCCGCUCUCCACGGCGUUUGUCGAUCUUUAUUCUUACGAUAUCAUCGAUCGAUCUUCGGCUUUUGAGGGUUCCACUUCUUUUGCUUCAAUACCCCUUCAACCUAUUCCCAGAAACUCUUCAAUCCACUCCGGCCCGAUUUUCACGUCGGGCCUUGUUCCGGCUUCUGGCCCGAUAGAGCGCGGCUUCAUGUCCGGCCCGAUUGAGAGGGGAUUUCAAUCGGGCCCGCUUGAUCGUGGUCUUUAUUCGGGCCCUCUCGAAAGGGGCUGUUCUGAUCAGUUCCAGAGAAGCUAUUCACAUGGUUUUGCCCUUCGAUCCAGAUCAAGAAAAGGGUCAUUCUUUCGGGUCCUUCAAAGAGCUAUAUCAAAGACCUUAUCAAGAGGUCAAAAUUCUAUUGUUGCGCCGAUUAAAGGAUCAAUUUCAGUAAAAGAAAGUGAUUGGGUUGUGGGUUCUGAAAAACAGAACGAAUUGACUAUAAGCAGUGUGAAUUUCAGCAGUGAGUGCAGUUUGGAUGAUGAUGACACUUUAGAUAAUCAGAAUCUUCAGUGGGCUCAAGGGAAAGCCGGUGAAGAUCGUGUUCAUGUUGUAGUUUCUGAAGAACAUGGUUGGGUUUUUGUCGGGAUUUACGAUGGAUUCAAUGGUCCUGAUGGACCUGAUUUCUUGGUAUCCAAUUUGUACUCAGCUGUUCACAAAGAGCUCAAAGGAUUGUUAUGGGAUGACAAAUUAGAUAAUAAUUCCUCUGUCCCAAUCCCAUCUACGAGUUUGGUGGUGGAAGAAUCUAAUCAGACUCUUGACGAUGAAUUCUCGAGGGAUAGGAGUAAAGAUAGUUGUUCAAGAUGUGUUGAGCAAGAGAAUUAUCCUUCAGCAAGGGAGGAUCUUUCAUUCGAUUCGCGGUUAAAGAAAAAGAGGGGGAAGGGUUCAAAGAACAGGUACAGAGGAGUAUCAAAGAAAUGGGAAGAGAAUCAGAGGAGAUGGCGGUGCGAAUGGGACAGGGAAAGAUUAGAACUUGACAGGAGAUUGAAGGAGCAGCUGAAUGGAAACGGUUCAAAUGGAUCAGGAUCAGUUAAUCAUGCAGAUGUAUUGAAAGCACUUUCUCAAGCAUUGAAGAAAACAGAGGAGGCAUAUUUGGAUCUAGCUGAUAGGAUGAAUAUGGAGAAUCCUGAAUUGGCUUUGAUGGGUUCUUGUGUUCUUGUCAUGUUAAUGAAAGGAGAGGAUGUUUAUGUGAUGAAUGUGGGCGAUAGUCGAGCCGUGUUAGCUCAGAAGAAAGAGCCUAAUCUCUGGAGCCAAGAUUUAGAAAGGAUCAAUGAAGAAACGUUGAAAGAUCUUGAGCUUUUCGAUGGUGAUGAGUCGAAUUGUGUACCUGAUUUAACUGCUUUUCAGCUUAGUACAGAUCAUAGCACCUCUGUGGAAGAGGAAGUUCAAAGAAUAAAAAGUGAACAUCCAGAUGAUGCAUGUGCCCUGAUGAAUGACCGCGUUAAAGGUUCAUUGAAGGUUACUAGGGCUUUUGGUGCUGGUUUCCUCAAACAGCCUAAAUGGAACAAUGCACUUCUUGAGAUGUUCAGAAUUGAUUAUAUAGGAACUUCCCCCUACAUCAGUUGUCUUCCAUCUCUCUAUCAUCACAGGUUAGGGCCAAGAGACAGGUUUUUGAUACUAUCGUCGGAUGGGCUCUAUCAGUACUUCACAAACGAAGAAGCUGUAUUAGAAGUCGAACAUUUCAUCUCAUGGUCACCAGAAGGAGAUCCAGCACAACAUCUCAUCGAGAAAGUAUUGUUUCGUGCUGCAAAAAAAGCAGGUAUGGAGUUUCAUGAGUUGCUUGAAAUUCCACAAGGGGACCGACGCCGAUACCAUGAUGAUGUUUCAAUAAUAGUUAUUUCUUUGGAGGGGAGAAUAUGGAGAUCCAGUGCAUAAGUAGGAAGAAAAAAAAGAGUUAAUAGACCUAUUCAAAAAAAAAAAUGAAAAUCAAACAUCCAAUUUUUGUUCUUUCCUAAGUCACCAUUUUGUAAAUAGCAGAUAAGCCCUGGAACCAGAGUUGUUACUUAGUUGUAAAUGUAUUGUGGGUGGUGAUGGGAUUGUAAAGGUGUUAGAUCAACUCCUUAUCAGUUCAUAAGCUGUCAUAUAAAGUGUAAUUUUCUUUAAUAAAUGACAUCUCUAAGAAGAAACUCUGUUCAAGAAAAGGAAA